GAUGCCGAGUCUCAGCUCCUGCCCGACGUGGGGGCCGUGGUGACGUGCAAGGUUUGCAGCAUCAACUCCCGCUUUGCCAAGGUGCACAUCCUGUAUGUCGGCUCCACGCCACUGAAGUCCACCUUCCGUGGCACCAUACGGAGAGAAGAUAUUCGAGCCACGGAGAAAGAUAAGGUAGAAGUGUACAAGAGUUUCCGCCCUGGUGACAUUGUCCUGGCCAAAGUCAUCUCACUGGGGGACGCGCAGUCCAACUACCUGCUGAGCACGGCAGAGAAUGAGCUGGGCGUGGUGGUAGCGCGCAGCGAGGCAGGUGUGCAGAUGGUGCCCAUCAGCUGGUGUGAGAUGCAGUGCCCGCGGACGCACACCAAGGACUUCCGUAAGGUGGCCCGCGUGCAGCCCCAGUUUCUGCAAACCUAGCAGGACCCUGCCCUGAGGAGCUGCGGAGACCCUGCAGGGCCAGGGGCUGCUGACCUGG
Messenger RNA from Balearica regulorum gibbericeps (East African grey crowned-crane), 475 nucleotides. The record is from RefSeq and is a predicted model, not a curated record. Lineage: Eukaryota; Metazoa; Chordata; Aves; Gruiformes; Gruidae.